GCAUCUUUAUCGCUAACCCCGCGAGCCCGUGAGGGGCUUCCCAUUAGCCCGCGUGGGUUGCUCCACUUGGGCCUUACACGGUGGCUGCUGACUGGCUUAUACUCAGACCCGACUGCUAUUCGGGCGGAGAUACCCGGGAAAAUAAGGAAUGGAUCGUCUCCAAUCAGACGGAUGGGUUGGAUGUGGUAUACUUGCUCCUGAGACUUAUAUACGACCCCGGAAUCCCCUCGACGGCCGGGUUGUUUCCUCGCAAACCCUGCACAGAUUUUCUUCAGCGAGCGCUUGAAUUUAUCAUUUCAAACUUAUCUGUCCUCAUCAUCCAUCAUGCAGUUGAAGGCUCGAGGUCCCACGAAGCUUGAUCUCCGGGGAAGCCCUAGAAAGAUCGGCUUCCAACAUGGCCUGCAACUGCAGCGUCAAAUCAAGGAUCAAAUCUCCGUCUAUGAGGAGAUGUUCAGCUUCACCUCCCAGGUGUCCUGGGAAACGGUCAAGGACUAUGCCAGGGAGUUUCAGGUGACCCUCCAGCGCUUGACCCCGGAUCUUUACUCCGAGAUGGAAGGGAUCGCCGAGGGCGCCGGACUGGACGUCCUGGACAUUGUCGCGCUCAACUGUCGAAGCGAGCUGGCCCUGGAGCUGUACACAAAUGUUGCAGACGGCUGUACAAGUGUCUCGUGGAAGAAGAGCGAGAAUUCCCGACUCUUGGCACAGAACUGGGACUGGACGUCUCUGGUGUCAGGCAAUAUCGUGCUCAUGUCCGUUGAGCGCGAGGGAAAGCCCAAGGUGUACAUGGUAACGGAGGCCGGGGUCGUCGGUAAAAUCGGAUUCAACAGCGCUGGAGUCGGCGUAGGUCUCAAUGCCAUCAAAGCGCGCCCGUGCGAGACCUCCAAGCUCCCAAUCCACGUCGCGCUGCGUCUCUGCCUAGAGAGCACGUCCGUCGACCAAGCACUGAGCACGAUCUCCAAGCUCGGUGGUCUCGCCUCCGCGCAGUACAUCGUUCUCGCGGACAAUGAACGGUCGUUGGGGCUGGAGCUCUCGCCUUUGGGCGACUUUGUUCUCGAAGAAGACGACAAUGGCAUCGUCACGCACACCAACCACUUUAUCGCGAACCGUUCGAUCGGUGACGAGCCAUGGCAGCCCGAUUCGGACACCCGGCUGCGGCGCGUGCAACAGCUGUGCAGCGAGCUGAUGGACGAUGGCGUGCACGGGAAGCACGCUACGCCCGCGAUCCUCCGCGACCGGAUCUUCUCCGACAUGUACAACAUGCCCAACUCCAUCUGCCGACAGGCGGAUCUCACGCGGCACCCGACGAUGCGUAGCUCGACGCUGUUCAACAUCGUCAUGAACCUUGAGCCUGACAAUCUGAGGGCCGAGGUUGUAAUCGGGCAACCAGGGUCGGGUAUUGAGAGUUCAGUGGUCACUAUGCCAUGGGCUUAGAUUGACUUUUCUUCCAUGACUUGUCACUUUUGGGGGUUUUACUUCUUUCUGCGUUGUCAUAAUUAGCUUGGAGUUCAAGAGUUAGGAUGGUUUACACAUACCCAAUUUGUAACAAAUUUUUACCUAUUUUAUGAUUGCUACAUGAAUAUCUUGAAUAUCCUACAUCAAUAUUCCAAAGUUACAUGUACACUGGGAGUGAUAGAUAUCAUAAGACAUGCACCG
Molecule: messenger RNA, 1653 nt
Organism: Aspergillus campestris IBT 28561
Lineage: Eukaryota; Fungi; Ascomycota; Eurotiomycetes; Eurotiales; Aspergillaceae
Product: putative acyl-CoA:6-aminopenicillanic-acid-acyltransferase
Exons: 3
Coding region: 325-1431 (368 amino acids)
Source: RefSeq, a predicted model, not a curated record